Molecule: messenger RNA, 1095 nt
Organism: Cladocopium goreaui
Lineage: Eukaryota; Dinophyceae; Suessiales; Symbiodiniaceae
Source: the annotation of a GenBank genome assembly
UGGGUUCUUCCCAACUUUUCAUCAUGGCCGACGGGCCUUCCACUGAUCCCACACCCGAAAAUUCCGGCCUUUCGGCCACCGGGAGCGGCCUCGUGGCGCCGGUGGAGGCCACCCAGUCCAACGAGAUGCCAGAGAGGCAUCCCAGUAAGCCAUCGAGAAGUCUGGUGAACCAAGAGGAGAUGGGAAGUCGAGCGAAGUCUGUGCCAUGCUCAGCGGUGCCAACGAUUCCCUCACGCUACACGGUGACCCUGAUCGAGGGCACCCGUGAGUUGAAAGGGUUCAACAGCCUGGCCACGCGCUUCGAGGUGGAAAGACACAUCGAAGGUCCAGGGCCUGGAAGUUAUGGGGAGCGGAAGACUUUCCAUCAGGAAUUUACUGAAAGGCCCAGUUGGGGUGCUCGGGGCACCAGUGGCUUUGCCUCCAAAGCCAAGCGUUUUGGCAUGAGGUCCAUGCCAAGUAUGCCACCACCUGGUCUUGGAUGUCCAGGCCCAGGUGCCUACAACGCUCUGGGCGCCUUGCACAGCACCAAGGAGCCCAAGAACUUCAACAAGACUGCUUCGGCCAACUUCAACCCCUCGAAGAAUGGCCAGAAGGUGCCGUCGAGCAGCAAGUUGCCUGGGCCGGGGCAAUAUGAUCCUCGUAUGUUGCCAGCGAGAGAGGCUGCAGCGGCACAAGCUGCCUUCAAUUCCAGCACACGUUUGAAAGGAGACCAACCUUCAGACAUUCCAGGGCCAGGAGAAUACUACGACGGCAUGGCCAGGCCAGUUGGCUAUGUGCCUCUGUAUCUUCAAAGCGACCAGCGGAUGCCCACCUUUAAGGAGCGCCACACGCCCCACAUCACCCGGAUCCAUCACGACCUCCCUGCGGCUUCUGCAAAGGCCAGGAGAAUUUUGGGAGAUUUCGGAGAUGAGGUGAGUCGCCAAUGUCGUGGGUCCCAAAGUUUGGCGCAGCCAGACUUUGGACACUACCAGGAGAGCCUGGAAAAAUCCACAACUUCGGUGUGCACCAGCGCCUUCAAAGACGGACCCAAACGCACGGACUGGGCACCGGAGGAGCUGUCUCGCCUUCCUGGCCCUGGAAAGUACGAGCCAAAGG